CUAGCUGAGGAGUGGGGGGUAGCCAGGCAGAGUGGGGGACGGCCAAUGUCGACAUGUAACACCACCCGGCUGGUGCACUUCAAAAGCCAACCACCAUCAACUCUGCUCUUCAACACCACCCACACACACACAUUCCAUGACCAUUGCUCCAGCCCCCAUCACCAUCACGCCCGUGGUCGACGACUCGCCUGCCACGGUCGAUCAGUACGCCCAGAUCCUCGUGGACGGCUUCGGCCCCGGCCAUGUGUCACAGGUCAUCAACGGCGGACGUGACGACGUCGUGCUCGCGCGUAUGAAGAUGCGGGUGUACGAGGGCGUCAAGGACCUGGAGGUUUACUCUGCAACUGCCGAGGGGGAUGAGCGACCCGGCGCUGUUCUGAUUGUCGCCAAGCCGGGCCUGUUGUGGGGCGAGACCCCCAACGCGGAGAACGAGUACAGCAAGGCAUCGAAGGAGCUUCUCGCCGAUCUGCCGCAGUUCGCCGCCGCCAGCAAGCGGAUCGCCGAAGGCUUCCACGAGCUCGAAGAGCGCGCCUGGGGACCCGACACCACCAAGCCAUUCUACUACAUCACCUACCUGUCCACGACCCCAGCAUUCCAAGGCAAGGGGCUCGGCUCGGCGCUCGUGGAGAAGAUCACAGCGCGCGCCAAGGCAGAGGGCAAGCACGCCGUGUUGAUCACUCAGAACCUUGAGAAUGUUGCGUGGUAUGCCAAGCGCGGGUUCCGUGACGUCGCCAAGACAACGUUCCCCAUCAACGGCGUCGAUUUGACCUUCUGGGCGCUGUCGACUGAGGAGGCGUAGAAACGCGAGGCAGCGUAGACGUUAGACGUUAGACAGACCCGUCCCAGGCUCCACCAGUUGUACCGCAUGCAC
Vanrija pseudolonga is the source of this 871-nucleotide messenger RNA. RefSeq lists its product as uncharacterized. The record is from RefSeq and is a predicted model, not a curated record. Bases 137 to 799 code for a protein of 220 amino acids. The transcript has 4 exons. Gene Ontology annotation, molecular function: acyltransferase activity, transferring groups other than amino-acyl groups. NCBI's taxonomy places the organism in Eukaryota, Fungi, Basidiomycota, Tremellomycetes, Trichosporonales, Trichosporonaceae.